CCAACCUCUAGAUGGCAGUAUGCAAUAUAGGAAGCUCCAAAGAAUCAUUCAUAAGCUACAGAAGAAGUACAUCAAAAACAACAUGUCUGCGCACAGAGACAGUGCACACGCUGUGGAAUUUAAAUAUAUGAAACAGUGUUCCUAAGUUGACAAAACAAAGUAAAGGAUGUCUACCCCGGGGAAGGGAGCAUCGAAGAAGGAAAAGAAGAAGCCCGUACCAGUGAAAACAUCUUUGAAUAAUCCAUACAACCUUCACUGGAGCCCACUGGACAAAGAACGCAAGCAUUUUAUUCUGAACACACUCAAAGAGAAAAUAACAGCUGUCAGUCUUCAGAAGAAACGGGUGAAUGCGUUUCGUGAUUGGGGAAACAGGAGGAAAUCAAAUAAAAAGGCAUCAACACCCACUGAGGAGCACAAGCCAGCCCCUGAGACACCAUCAAAGCCAGCCGAACCGAGCUGGACCGACACAGAGGCGAGGAAACAGCUUGCCAUUGGCAUCAACGAGGUCACCAGGUGCUUGGAGAGGAAUGAGCUGAGUUUAGUACUUGUAUGCAACUCGGCCGUGCCCUCACAUAUGACAAAUCAUUUAAUUCCGUUGAGUAAAACGAGGUCGGUUCCCGCCUGCCAGGUACCCCGGUUGAGCGAGAGCCUCUCGGGUCUUCUGGGACUCAAGUGCGUGCUGGCGCUGGGGUUCAAACGCGACGCCCAGAAGUUCGCAGAUGUGGUCGGAUCCAUCACAGCCGUCGUGCCGCCGCUCAACGUGGCCUGGGUUCCGACCGAUUUAACCCCCGAGGCGGUAGAAAUAAAAGGAGAAGCCGAGGAGGAACAAACAGAUACAGCAAGGGGGCAAAAGAGGAAACUAGAACAGAUAUUAAGUGAAGCCAGCGAGGCAUCUUCUCCAGUCCUCCAGCCUCUGAAAGUAAAGAAAAUAAUCCCUAAUCCCACGAAAAUUAGAAAACCAAAAAAGAAAGGAAAGCAAAAAUGAUCCAAGUGUCAGUUUAAAUUUUCGUUUUGUAUGCAGUGUUGUAGACACGUCGCCAGUUUUUCUUCUUUUAUAUAUAGUUUACAGAGUGAAAAGACUCGAAUAAAUUUUAAAUUGUAGAUGCUUUUAUUCAGUCAAAUAUCCAUGCUGGUAUACCUUGAUGUAUAUUUUUGACAAUUAAGAUAUUUGGGUGAUUUGUCAUGGUGCUGGUACUUAUUCCCAUAUCAGUUCUUUAAACAACCUGCAAUGGAAUCCAAUAAAAAUACUGUUUCAGAAAGAGAAAGCUGAUCAUUUAAAACUACACAUUUGACAUUAAAAAAACCUCUCUUAAAUAAGGCAAGUACUCUGGGUGUUCUCACCAAAGCCCGGUUUUGGGUUUAUGGAUUGACAAAAAUUAGAUCAUGCUCAUUUCAUACAGCAAGCCUUAGAAAAACUUACUGAAACUGACAUUCACAAAGUGCCCUGGAUAUUACUGAACAAACUACAGAUUGAAAUAAAGUUGAAAUGUGGGACUUCUGAGAGGAGUACCUUUCUUUUAAGCAUGUUCGGACGUGCUCUUAUUUAAAAGCAUAUUGUUGAUUUAAAUACAUAAAAGCAAACCGAGACAAGCUGUAGUAACACAAAAUCAUUUUUUGCUAAUAUAAUAAAAAUUGUUCACAUAUGCUUCACCCUAACAGUGAUUGUAACAGACAGCCAACUGAACAGCAAGCAAGUUUCAUGGCUGCGUUGCCAAUUUUAACAAAAUAACAACAUAGACGAUUGUUCUUCUCUCCUUGUGCUUAAAUACAGGAAAAUCACCAGGGCUUUAUAGCAAACAAACCAUCGAAUGAGGUUGUGGUCUCUGCAAAGAAUACUGACAGAAUAAAGAAAAAAGAGAAACAUGUAACUUAAAUACAAUUCUAAAUGUCAGAAUUGUUGUUCUAAAAUAAUAAUUUAAAAGCACUAAAUAAAAUUAAAUGGGGAUAAGGGUAAUGUGUAACAAUAUCUUCAUGAAAGGAAACUGAAAUGAAUUCACAUUCAAAAUUCUACACACAAAACAUUUUCUUCAGCAAAAAUCUUAAAAAUGCACCUCAGAGCUUUCUGGCCCUUUAUAAACACGAUGAUGUGCUUCAAAACGCAGUACAUUCUUCCACACGUGUAACAUAAACUUGCUUUCACACAGACAGCAGGAACUCCAAACGGCAUACGACUUCAAAGGCAGCUCCAUAAAAAAGACUUUGGAUUUCAACCCACCGUCCUGGUCCAUUGUAAACCACACAAUACGUAAUAAAUAUCUGGCAUUAAAUGUACAGCUUGCUAAUUCACACGAAUUUAUCGACGCACCUUCAUAAUACAAAACAAAUGAACAAAACCAAAACAUGUCUGUGAGAGGAUACAGUUUGGAUGUUCAGGGAAAUACAUGUGUGUAUACAGCUUGUGGAUGUGUUUGACGUUGAUAAUGUUUCUCACAUUCUCUGAAAGAGAGUCAAAGACAAAGAGAAAAGAGGGAGACCCCUCGAUAACCGGAACAAGACCUAAGAGAGCUGCACAUCACAACUCAUUCACUUUGAAUGGAUGUCAGUUUUUCCUCUUUAUGUAGACUAAGUCCAAGUCAAAGAAUCUGAGAUGAACCUUUAAGUCAGUCUGCAUCCAAAGUGAAGCAGCCAGUUACUGUAAAACAAGGCCAACCUGGGAAGGAUGAAGAAUUGAAUUAAAACACUGAAAUUACAAUUGUUGCCUGAUAGACAGUGCAUUUUAUUUAUUGUAUGGUUUACAUCAAUGCUAAAUCCAGCUUGCUUGCAUGUGACUACCAACUUGUUCUAAUAAGUCAUUUCUGUAAGGCUACUUUACACAUGUUUUGAUGAUAAUAGAGAACACAAAUCAAUAAAACACAUCAUUAACAAUG
Messenger RNA from Misgurnus anguillicaudatus (oriental weatherfish), 2867 nucleotides. RefSeq names its product ribonuclease P/MRP 38 subunit (gene rpp38). Gene Ontology annotation, molecular function: ribonuclease P RNA binding; ribonuclease P activity. Lineage: Eukaryota; Metazoa; Chordata; Actinopteri; Cypriniformes; Cobitidae. The record is from RefSeq and is a predicted model, not a curated record. Gene Ontology annotation, biological process: tRNA 5'-leader removal. Gene Ontology annotation, cellular component: ribonuclease MRP complex; nucleolar ribonuclease P complex; fibrillar center.